This is a messenger RNA of Neltuma alba, 498 nucleotides long. RefSeq names its product UPF0481 protein At3g47200-like. The coding region runs from base 1 to 498 and encodes 165 amino acids. The record is from RefSeq and is a predicted model, not a curated record. Lineage: Eukaryota; Viridiplantae; Streptophyta; Magnoliopsida; Fabales; Fabaceae. The transcript has a single exon.
AUGAUAGACUUGGACACUUUGGCUGACUUAGCAAAACAGUCUGAGCCAAUGGUCCGUGCUUCUUAUCUUGAGAGCAUCAACUAUAGCAAGAAGGAUUUUGUGAAACUGAUAUUAGUGGAUUCUGCUUUCAUCAUUCAACUCUUUACUAUGAAACACAGAGGUCACAUGAAACACGAUGCUAAACUAUCACAGUCAUGGUUGGAGGAUGACGUAGAUAAUGAUUUACUUUUACUUCAAAAUCAACGUCCAUUCUUUUUCCUUGAAGAGCUAUACAAUAUAGCAUUUCCUUGUAACCAUAGAGGCAAUCUCCCUUCAUUUCUUGAGCUUACAUAUCCCUUCUUUGACUAUCUUAACAUGCAAAGGUUAGAGUCUAAUCACAAGAAAGAGCAUUUCACAGAUCCUUUGAGAUUAUUUUACUUAUCGAGAACCCAUCCAAUAAGGGAUCGAUUCAAAGGGGAUGGACCCGAUAGGCUCAUGUAUGGUGCAAACGAGUUAUAA